Molecule: messenger RNA, 237 nt
Organism: Cordyceps militaris CM01
Lineage: Eukaryota; Fungi; Ascomycota; Sordariomycetes; Hypocreales; Cordycipitaceae
Exons: 3
Coding region: 1-237 (78 amino acids)
Source: RefSeq, a predicted model, not a curated record
AUGUUGAGUACUCGUCAAGAUGACAAGUCUCCUUGCGAAUUGUCUCUCGCCUGCUGCACGCACCAGCCCAUGCCGGCGGCUGCUAAAAUCCAGUGCCACGUCUCUGGACGGAUUGUGCACAGCUUGGGCAAAGAUGCGAAGAACGCCUGUAGACGCGACGCGAAAGAGGCUCGCCUUCCCUUUAAAUACACCACUCUAGCUAUGGAGGGAGAUUCGAUUUGGCUGGUCUUUAUCUGA